GACGGUGUCUGAUGACGCCACCUCUACUCUUCCUCCCAGAAGAUCCACUCCAGCAGUCUUGAAGACCACCCUCAGCCUCAGCUUCACCCAGAGACCGUCUCUGAACUCCAGCAUCUCCACAGACCCUCUGACAGAGGAGCAUCCGGAGCCUCCAGCCGACCCCACCGCCGCCGCCAGUGUACCGCCCGCCAGCAGACGCUUCUGUGAACCAACCGAAAAAAGAGGAAUCUCCUGGCCAAAAACACACCGCGGGCUGACAGUGGAGCGGCCCUGUCCCAGAGGAACACGAGGAAUCGCUCUGUUCCUCUGCUUGACCGGUGGCGUCUGGAACCCGAAAGGUCCCGAUCUCAGCAACUGUACGUCACACUGGGUGGCUCAGGUGGCGCAGAAGAUCCGCAGUGGUGAGAACGCAGCGAGUCUGGCCAAUGAACUGGCUCACCACACUCAGGGCUCAGUGUUUGCUGGAGACGUCAGCUCCUCUGUGCGUCUGAUGGAGCAGCUGGUGGACAUUCUGGACGCUCAACUGCAGGAGCUCAAACCGGACCAGAAGGACUCGCCUGGACGCAGCUUCAACAAGCGUCAGAAAAGAGAGCGGACUUGCAGGGCGUAUAUGAAGGCCAUCGUGGACACAGUUGACAACCUGCUAAGGCCAGAAGCGCUCAAAUCCUGGGAAGACAUGAACUCGACGGAGCAAACUCACGCUGCCACCAUGCUGCUGGACACACUAGAGGAAGGAGCGUUUGUGCUGGCGGACAACCUGAUCGAGCCGGCGGUGGUGCGCAUGCCUGCAGAAAACAUCAUGUUGGAUGUGUACGUGUUGAGCACCGACGGACAAAUCCAGGACUUCAGGUUUCCACAAACCAGCAAAAGAGGAGCCACCAUUCAGCUCUCUGCCAACAUGGUCAAACUCAACAGCAAAAACGGUGUCGCCAAGCUGGUUUUCGUGCUUUAUAAGCACUUGGGACAUUUCCUGAGUACUGAAAACGCCACAGUGAGGCUGAUGGGAGACGGAGGCCUCAGAAACCACACUCUCACCGUCAACUCACACAUCCUGUCCGCAUCCAUCAACAAAGAGUCCAGCCGCGUGUUCGUGUCCGAGCCCGUCAUAUUCACUCUCGAGCAUCUGGACACGGAGAACUACUUUAACCCGAACUGCUCGUUUUGGAACUAUUCAGAGAGGAGCAUGUCCGGUUACUGGUCCACACAGGGCUGCAAACUCUUAUCCACGAACAAAACACACACCACCUGUUCCUGCAGUCACCUGACCAACUUCGCAAUCCUGAUGGUGCAUCGAGAUUCACAUGCGGGUGAGGGAAGCGUUCACGAGCUCCUGCUGACGGUCAUCACUCGACUGGGCAUCGCCGUUUCUCUUGUCUGCCUAGCCAUUAGCAUCUUCACCUUCUGCUUCUUCCGUGGCCUUCAGAGUGACCGCAACACAAUCCACAAAAACCUCUGCAUCAACCUCUUCAUAGCAGAGCUGCUCUUUCUGGUGGGCAUCAACAUGACCGAGCCUCCGAUUGUGUGCUCGGUGAUUGCUGGAGUCCUGCAUUUCUUCUUCCUCGCUGCAUUUUCCUGGAUGUGUUUGGAGGGCGUUCAGCUGUUCCUCAUGCUCGUGGAGGUCUUUGAGAGCGAAUUCUCCAGACGCAAAUACUAUUACGCAUCAGGCUACCUGUUCCCCUGUGUGGUGGUGGGCAUUUCAGCUGCCAUCGACUACAAGAGCUACGGGACCAAAAAAGCCUGUUGGUUGAGGGUCGACAAUCACUUUAUUUGGAGUUUCAUCGGCCCUGUUACCUUCAUCAUUUUGCUCAAUCUCAUCUUUCUGGUGGUGACGAUGUACAAGAUGGUGAAGCACUCAAUGUCUAUGAAACCCGACUCCAGCCGCCUGGAGAGCAUACGCUCCUGGGUGUUCGGUGCUUUUGCGCUGCUCUGUCUGCUUUGUCUGACGUGGUCUUUCGGCUUGCUGUUCCUGAACGACUCCUCGGUGAUCAUGGCGUAUCUCUUCAGCAUCUUCAACACGCUACAAGGGAUGUUCAUCUUCGUUUUCCACUGCCUCCUGCAGAAGAAGGUGCGUAAAGAGUACAGCAAGUGUUUCCGUCAGUCUCAGUGCUGCAGAACUCAUCCAUCUGAAGGACCUCACAGCGUCAACAAAUCCUCCGCCUCCAGAUCCACCGCUCGAUAUUCAUCUGCCACGCAGAGCCGUAUUAGAAGGAUGUGGAAUGACACUGUGAGGAAACAGUCCGAGUCUUCCUUCAUCUCUGGCGACAUCAACAGCACUUCCACUCUCAACCAAGGAAUGACGGGCAACUAUCUGCUAACUAACCCUCUCCUCCGGCCUCACGACACUAACAACCGCUAUAACAACCUUCUGGCUGAAACCAUCGUGUGCAGCACUCCUUCUCCUCCUGCUUUCCACUCUCCAGGUCAGCGUUCGCUUAGCAACAGUCGUGAUGUCAGCACAAUGGACACCCUCCCUCUGAACGACAAUUUCAACAAUAGCUACUCACUGCGGGAGGACGACUACGAGGACCCGGCCAUCACCUGUCCGACCGGAUGCGAAAUACGCCUGGACGAUGCUGCAUUUGAAAAAAUGAUCAUCUCUGAGCUGGUUCACAACAAUUUACGGCCUCGCAGAAACCAAAGCAGCUCCAAAUGCCAAGCGGACAGAAAUUCGAGUCCUCAGGAAAACUGCGCGGACAUCGACGAAGGUGUCGGAGACAGAAACGAGUGCGAAAACGCUGAAACCGACACCUCCGCUAUGCCUUUGUCCUCCUGCCAUCCAGCAAUGGAGCUUUUACUUCUUAACCCGAACCACCGGGAGGCCCUUGAGGUCCCGCUUUUACCCCAACGAACUCACUCCCUCAUUUACGCCUCCCAGAAAGUCAUCAGGCCACACAAAAUCAGCAGAGACACUCAACAAGAUGAGGGAGAGGUCAAAAAAGAGGAUGAUUCGUCACCAAAUAACAGGGACUCCCUGUACACAAGCAUGCCCAAUCUGAAAGACUCGGAUCUCGUCAUCGGAGAGGAGGAGAAUUCCCCAUGCUCGUCCGCUCAAAGUGAAACCCAGGAACAAUGCUGUAAGAGUUUACCAGAUCUCGGAGACGGGACUCCAGCGAUGUCCUACUAUCAGAUUAGCGCUAGCCUUUCACUGGAGGCUGAAUCUGCCAAUGACGGACAAAUGCAGCUUAUCACCAGCCUCUGAGCCAAGAAUGUUCAUUCUGCAUCUCAUAUUUUUGUCUGUUCGGCCACAGAUGAGAGGACUAGUCCAAGGCACAAUCGCGUUUUAUUUCUCUCUUCUUGAUUUUAUUGUUUUUGUUUUGGUUUUUUAAUAAAUAUGGAGUCGACUUUCUGCUCAAACUCUUCGACCGAAGUGGAGCAGAAAGUGUUUGGCGUCAUCUACAUCCGCCGAAAGCUUUGUACAGUAUACUGUUUUAAAAAAAAAAGACAAAAGAAACAUGCCGAUGUCUGACCUUUGUAGAACUCUGAACUAAAACACACACACACACAAUCUCCCAAAACAUUUUGCAGGUGAUUCUGCAAAUAGCGAAUGAGUGAUUGAUCUGAGCAAGAGACUGCGAUGACAGGAAAAUGUAAACGAUAUCCCAGACUCAGGCCUUAUAUUUUCUCUAUUGCACAAAGAGCUGUUGUACGAGCGGCGACUAAAGAGCAUAUAUUUUGCAGUACUCUCGGUGUAAAGAAAGCCCAUAAUCACCACAUGAUGUGCUCAGUUAUGGAUUUUACCAGGAAAACAAAUGUAUUUUGCCAAUGUGUAUGUACAAAAAAGUGAAAAGCUUCCUUAUUUUUUUAGCGUAACGGAAGCGGCGUCUUGCACAAAUUUGCAGUGAAUUGGACUCACCUGUUAAAACGAAAGAACGAAAUGCUUUGAAUUUGUCAGGGAUCUCGUCAACUCGUCAUAUCUCAGUAUUUGGCACUAAUUUAUUGUACGAAGUAUGAAGUGAAAGGGUUUGGAGCUCGAGUGGGUGUGAACAGGAACUCUGUUGAUGUUCAUUUCAGUCUUUUCUAAGAGCCCACUGUGGUUGCAGAUGUACAUUCAACUCUUGUUUGAUAUCGAAUAAAUGUGACAAAUUUUUUA
Danio rerio (zebrafish) is the source of this 4090-nucleotide messenger RNA. NCBI's taxonomy places the organism in Eukaryota, Metazoa, Chordata, Actinopteri, Cypriniformes, Danionidae. The record is from RefSeq and is a predicted model, not a curated record.